Messenger RNA from Neltuma alba, 786 nucleotides. RefSeq lists its product as uncharacterized. The coding region runs from base 212 to 652 and encodes 146 amino acids. The record is from RefSeq and is a predicted model, not a curated record. Lineage: Eukaryota; Viridiplantae; Streptophyta; Magnoliopsida; Fabales; Fabaceae. The transcript is spliced from 8 exons.
CGCAACUUCGAUCUCAAGUCCUGGGUCUCCAUAUCUGGGCCACCUGUCCUCCUCUUCUAAAACCACCUGUUCCGUUUUGUGUGGCCCCACUCCUUCUUGCAGAACCUUUUCCUCGGUUCCACGCUCUCUCAAUCACCGCUUCCUCAGACUAACAUCCAGGUCAUUUGCGCGGACCUCAACCUUCCAUGGCUUCAGGCGCUUUUCCCCUGUCAUGGAGUGGCAGGAUUGCACGGUUAAGAUGGAGGUUGAUGUGCCUGCCUCAGCUGCCUAUAAUUUUUAUUCUGAUCGUGAAGCCAUCCCUCGGUGGAUGCCCUUUAUUUCCUCUGUUACGGUUUUGCCUGAUAAACCUGACCUGUCAAGGUGGUCCUUGAAGUAUAAAGCAUUCGGUCGUGACAUCGAAUACUCUUGGCUUGCCCGUAAUAUGCAGCCUAUUCCAAAUCAGAAAAUACACUGGCGAUCACUGGAAGGUCUUCCUAACAGGGGCGCUGUUCGAUUUUAUCCAAAAAGUCCUUCAUCAUGUGUAGUAGAACUGACAGUAUCAUACGAAGUUCCUCAACUCUUAGCUCCCGUGGCAUCGGCACUGCAACCAUUUCUUGAGCGCUUACUGCGACGUGGCUUGGAACGAUUUGCUAGUUUGGCACAGAGCUACUAAAUCACCUGGCCUGGCGGAGCCCUUCUGACUUUCUAAAUGGUAAUCUUGCUCAUGACAACUAUAACGCAUAAGAAUUGCUCUCAAGGUCUUGAAUAUUUUCUUCCCCCUAUCAGGUUUGCACUUGCAAAUGCUCC